Aspergillus ruber CBS 135680 is the source of this 1647-nucleotide messenger RNA. RefSeq names its product putative MFS multidrug transporter. The record is from RefSeq and is a predicted model, not a curated record. Gene Ontology annotation, biological process: transmembrane transport. Bases 1 to 1647 code for a protein of 548 amino acids. Lineage: Eukaryota; Fungi; Ascomycota; Eurotiomycetes; Eurotiales; Aspergillaceae. The transcript has 6 exons. Gene Ontology annotation, molecular function: transmembrane transporter activity.
AUGUCCCAGCCACAUACACCUUUCGAUCCAUUCUUCGGAGCUGAUGGAGCGGAUGGAGCGGAUGGCAUGGAUGGUGUGGAUGGCCGUCCUUCUGAUUCUCAACCAACAGCAUGUCACGGUGAAUUCACCAAGGAACAGCAAGAGAAGUUCGGCAAGCGUGAACUGCAGGAGACGGACUGUUAUGACAAACUUGGAUUCACAUUUCCCAAGUGGAAAAAAUGGAGUAUCCUCUCCGUUAUCUUCAUCGUCCAGGUGUCCAUGAACUUCAAUGCCGGUUUCUACGCUAGUGGUGUCUCGCUGUUUGCAGACCAUUUUGGGAUCUCGGAGCAAGCGGCCAGAGUUGGGCAGAUGGAUUUCCUCAUUGCAUAUGGAUUUGGGAGUGAAUUCUGGGCGCCAUGGAGUGAGGAGUUUGGUCGGUGGCCGAUUAUGCAGCUGAGUUUGCUGCUUGUCAACAUAUGGCAGAUUCCGUGCGCGUUGGCGCCCAAUUUUGGCACCAUUGUGGUCUGCCGUAUCCUUGGUGGACUGUCGUCUGCUGGUGGUUCCGUCACGCUGGGCAUGGUGGCAGACAUGUGGGAAGCCGAUGAGCAGCAAUACGCUGUCGCGUUUAUUGUCUUUUCAUCAGUGGCCGGGUCAGUGGUCGCUCCUGUUGUGGGUGGCUUUGCAACAACAUUCCUGAACUGGCACUGGAACUUCUGGUUGCAGCUUAUUCUUGGUGGCUUUGUGCAGGCAGUCCACUUCUUUGUCCCGGAGACACGAUGCAGUAUCUUGGUUACUCGGGAGGCCAAAAGGCGACGGAAGAUGGGUGAUGAGGUGUACAGUGGUGACGAAAUCAAAGGAAAGCACAUUACUGCGAAGCAUCUGCUGAUGGUGUGGAGUCGUCCGUUUAUUAUGUUCAUUCGAGAGCCGAUUGUGCUAUGCUUGUCUAUGCUGAGCGGCUUCAGUGACUCUCUGAUCUUCACUUUCCUGCAAUCUUUUACGCCGGUUUUCAAGCAGUGGGGAUUUAGCACGAUCACUAUCGGAUUGUCUUUUCUUCCAUUGAUGGUCGGCUAUAUCAUCGCUUAUUUCUCGUUCUUCCCGUUUUUCCACAGACACUGCAGGGUCCGUGAACGAGACCCCGACGCCCUCCAGCCAGAAGCCCGGUUGUAUUGGUUGCUAUGGACUGCGCCGCUUUUAGUGGUCGGUUUGUUCGGUUUUGCAUGGACAAGUUUAGGACCCCCGCAUGUGCACUGGAUAGCACCGAUGAUCUUCGCAUCGCUCAUUGCAAUAGCCAAUUACGCCAUUUACAUGGCCACAAUCGACUACAUGGUUGCCGCUUACGGACCGUACGCAGCCUCCGCAACAGGCGGUAAUGCCCUAGCCAGAGAUUUCCUCGCUGGUAUUGCUGCCAUGUAUUCAACGCCAAUGUACGAAAACAUGGGCCACUCGAAUCCCCUGGAAUGGGCCUCCACACUACUAGGUUUCCUCGCCAUCUUCUUCAUCAUCCCUAUCUACGUUUUCUACUGGAAUGGGCCGAAAAUCCGCGAGAAAUCGAAAUUUGCACAGGUCCUUGCUAGUGAUCGGAAGAAAGCACAGCGGAGGGUUUCGCAGUGUGGCUCUGGGGAGCCGGGUCCGGAGGAGCAUUACUUUUCUGGUUCGGGGGCUGUUUGA